ACGGCAAGUGGUGACUAAAGUGGGCCACGUGGCACCGUGAAUAAGGUCUGUUAACACCUGUCUGUUAAGCGUGACAGAAUAUAACUUUUGUUUUAGUUUCUUAAAAAUUUUUGGUCGGCCACGUAAAUUAAUACUAAAUACCAUGACAGCGACGAGCAUCUGUUGAAAACAAUCAAACUACUAAUCGGGUCCUUCGAAAAGUCAUUCGGGGACAUAUUAUGGACAUAUCAAAAUAAGUCCGCGUGUUCCAUAAUUGAAAUAUUAGCCGAAAAGAUUAAAAUGCCAGCUGGGGUUUUUUGUUGCGGACAUCCGAGGACAUGACCCGAGAGCGUCACCUUAUCUGGCGCACGUCUGCCCGCUUCUCAUUAACAUAACUAUGCAGCCGCACAACGGGGGGCCUCGGCGCUUCAAUCAAACGCCCCUCCUCUCUGUGGGGGGAGAGAGAUAUUACAGGUGAGCAGCCCGACACGGCCGAAGUAGGCCGCAAACAGCCAUGAGGCCGACCGAGACUCCUCUGGCGCUGCUCGCGGCCGCGUGUCUCCUCGGCACGUGCGCGCUCCCCCGCGCGGAGGAGACGAGGAGCCGGGAGCGGCUCUUCCUCGGCUCCAUGGGGCUCUCCGAGCGGCCUCGGCCCGCGGCGAACCGGCUGCCCCGGCGUGACGUCCCCUCCGAGAUCUGGAGGAUGUUCCGGAGGUCCGAGAGCAACCGCGCCCGGGAGAGCGACCCCUGCACGGUGUCCGAGUACGGGGUGCGCGGCAACAUCAUCCGCUACGUGCAAGACCAAGGCGCGCUGGUAUCUGGCUGGAGCGGCAGCUGUCCGGCCUGCCUGGAGAAGCCGCUUUACUUCAACUUGUCCGUCCUGCAGCCCGUGGAGCUGCUGUCUCUGGCUCAGCUGGAGAUCAAGUUCCACUGGAAGCUCCUGCAGGGGCCCCGGGCCCUCAGCAUGACUCUGUACAAAGUGAUCCGGGCCACGCUGAGGGGAGCCGACCCCAAGGCCAGCCGCAGGCUCGUGCUGUCUCAGUCGGUCCCCGUGCAUCCCGAACCCACCUCCGUCACCAUGGACCUCACCCCGCUGGCGGAGAGCUGGCGCAAACCGGGACGCAACUACGGCCUGCUGCUGGAGCUGCUGCCCCUCGCCGGCGAUGCGGGGGAGGAGCUGCUGCCCUUCCGCCCCGGGAACGCCCUCCCGUUGGAGCCGGCCUUCACCCUGCCGCUGAUCCGGGCCUCGCUGGUGGCCGUGUCCCUCAACCCCCACCAGUGUCGCUCCCGGCAGCGGCGGAGCGCCGUCCACCUGCCCGUGACGCCCAGCAACGUGUGCCGGGCCCGCCGCCUCUACAUCGACUUCAAGGACGUGGGCUGGCAGGACUGGAUCAUCGCGCCUCAGGGCUACUUGGCCAACUACUGCCACGGCGAGUGCCCGUUCCCGCUGAGCGAGAGCCUCAACGGCACCAACCACGCCAUCCUGCAGACCCUGGUGCACUCCCUGGACCCGCACGUCACGCCGCAGCCGUGCUGCGUGCCCGUCCGCCUCUCGCCCAUCUCCAUGCUCUACUACGACAACAACGACAACGUGGUGCUUCGCCACUACCAGGACAUGGUGGUGGACGAGUGCGGGUGUCGGUGACGUUGGUCGGACGUUUUCUGACCAGCGAAUAUUCGUCGGUUCCAUUUUUUUUUUUUUUUUUCUUAGUUUUUUUUCAUAAGAAUUUAAAUGUGAGUAACUUGUAUUCUGAUAUUUGAAAGAAUUUAACAUAAAUAAACAAUAAAGCUAAACUGGA
Molecule: messenger RNA, 1778 nt
Organism: Gasterosteus aculeatus aculeatus (three-spined stickleback)
Lineage: Eukaryota; Metazoa; Chordata; Actinopteri; Perciformes; Gasterosteidae
Gene: gdf3
Product: growth differentiation factor 3
Cellular component (GO): extracellular region
Molecular function (GO): growth factor activity; cytokine activity
Source: RefSeq, a predicted model, not a curated record